CAUGCCUUCCCGUCGUGCCACUGUCGAGCAAGCUUGGAAUCCCUUUGCACAUCCUCCAGAGUACAACACUAAUUCUCCGUCAAAAGGCAGGUCAUGAAGACUGAAAGCGAGGCUCCGAAGACCCCAACGCCCACGCAAACUCACGCUCAAACAUCGUAUACUGCACAAUGGGGUACAGCACAUAUACCAAUUGAUCCUGCACUUCAGCAGCAAUCUCAACACGCCACGUCAAGCUGUCUCUUUGUUCCUCUCCGUUCGGAUACUCAAUAUGUACAUCUUAUCCAGAACAACUCCAUAUUCCUACCAGUACACUCACCACUAUCCUCAAGCCGCAUAUUCGCAUUAUUCAUAUGUUCCACAACAACCCCAAGUACAGAGGCCACAGGCCUCAACAACGGCUCCUGUAACAGCAGCAACUACCCAGCCCGCAAAUGUGAAUAAUGGGAUGGAUACCUCCGACGUGGCAACGUUGAAUGAUGCUCUUGGGAGCGCGGGUGUUGAUCUUCGGGCGGAGGAGGAAAGCCUGCAGAGGUCCCAUGACUCGCAUCAGUCAUAUCGAACCUUCGAAGACAGAUCACGCAAACAACCAACUACACCUUCCUUCGACACACGCUUCUUAGGCACCACCAUGCGCUCUAUUGGUACGGAACACAAGGUGACAAAAAUCCCCGAAGACUCGGUGAAUUACUUGGCGAUUGCCCUCCGUGCCCGCCUACAAGACCUCGUUACUACGAUGGUUGCUGCGGCGAACCACCGUACGGACACCCAGUUUGACCGUCCGGCAUCUCAAUAUGAGAACGGCACGUCGAUGUGGAGCAUAGUCGUACAGAGCGAUGUCGCUAAGCAACUAGCUGCAUUAGAAAAGAUUGAGCGAGAGGAAGAGAUGAAAGUUCGAAGAGAACGCAAAGAGCGCGCUGAUAUGGCUGCUGCACAUGCUGCUAACCUCGCCGCGCAAGCGUCAGGCGGCAAUGCCAUGGCCGUAGACGGAGACGAGGAGGGAGGUGCGAAGAAAAAGAAGAAAAAAGAAGGACCAGGUGUAACAGCGAGGAAUAUGUCUGAAGAUGUGCGUAAAAAGAUGUCGAACGCUGUCGCAAGUCAGGCUGCUGGAAUUAGUUCGAAAUAUUCAUGGAUGAACGCUGCAAACGCCUCUACGGCCGCUGCCAAACCGAAGCCUGCAGCAUCUUCGACCGCUACAACAAGUACAGCUACCACUACGACCCCUGCGACUACCACAGCUCCUGCAGCAUCAACAGCUCCAGCAACUUCAUGGGCGCGGCCGUAUAUAGGGGGAAAGAAAGGCAGUCCGACAUCGCCACAAACAGCAGAGGAUGAUGAUCGGAUGUUAAUCACAAUGCGUGAUGCAAUGUUUGCCAUCGAGAAGGAAAGGGGUCAUGGAGGAGGUCGUGGAUCCGCUCGUGGAUGGUCAUAGCCAUUUGUACUUGCUUGUGUUGUUUAGAUCGUCCGUAUGGCUGGUCGCUUGUUUUUAAUGCACCCAUUUCAUAUCUGCACUUGAA
Molecule: messenger RNA, 1514 nt
Organism: Suillus discolor
Lineage: Eukaryota; Fungi; Basidiomycota; Agaricomycetes; Boletales; Suillaceae
Product: transcription initiation factor TFIID component TAF4 family-domain-containing protein
Exons: 3
Coding region: 269-1429 (386 amino acids)
Biological process (GO): transcription initiation at RNA polymerase II promoter
Cellular component (GO): transcription factor TFIID complex
Molecular function (GO): DNA binding; RNA polymerase II general transcription initiation factor activity
Source: RefSeq, a predicted model, not a curated record